Molecule: messenger RNA, 1913 nt
Organism: Aspergillus alliaceus
Lineage: Eukaryota; Fungi; Ascomycota; Eurotiomycetes; Eurotiales; Aspergillaceae
Product: cytochrome P450
Exons: 3
Coding region: 183-1868 (561 amino acids)
Molecular function (GO): iron ion binding; oxidoreductase activity, acting on paired donors, with incorporation or reduction of molecular oxygen; heme binding
Source: RefSeq, a predicted model, not a curated record
AUGUUUCGGACGGACCAGUUUAGUGUAAAGCCCGGUCUUAUUCCGCAAUAGGACAACAGCAGCAAGCUGACCAGCAAAUGGACGAGACUUAUCGACGAAUCACUCCGACAGCCUUGCAUAAAUAGGCACAUACAUUUACAACAGGACUCACGACAGGCUGAAGCAAUCAUCAGGGACACGAAAUGAUCAGGGAAGUGUCAAUGCUCGCGGCCAAGUCCAUCCAGCAAUACUGGUAUGCGUACUUCGGUGCGCUCCUAGUGACCUCGCUCAUUUGCAACUAUCUCUUCACGACGGUGCAGUCAAUCUACGCUUUACACAGCUCUCGAGUUGGACGCGCUCCUCCCAUCCUGCCAUAUACCAUCCCAUUUCUGGGACACUCCUUUUCCUUUCUCCAAGACACAGGGGCCUUUGUGCACAGCGUGAGAAAACGAUAUGGCAAUAGUCUCCCCGUCCAGGUCGUCUUGGGACCUAUCCGCGGAUAUUUCGUGUCUGGCCCGGACGCCGUACGCACGCUGCUCCGAGCUCCCCGAAACCUAUCUCCGAAGCCCUUCAUUGCGUUGGCGAUGGAGAAUAUGUUUGGCACUCCGAGCCAUGCCAUGCAUCUUUAUCGCAACGACAACUCAGGAAUCGACCCUACUCCACUGCCGGGGACGCACGUUCCACCUGAGCAGAGGGUCUACUUCCACCAACACCAGUCCGCCCAUCGGUUCCUGACGGGGCAGGCUUUGCGCCGAAUGACCGAGCGGUUCAUGCGUUUACUCAGUGAGGAGAUCAACGAUGAUACCCGGAUUGGCGGGGAAUGGGUGCAGCUGCCGGAUCUCAUUUACUUCUGGAAGAGUCGCAUCUUCCACGCGGCGGUCAAGGCGCUGUGUGGGCCCUACCUGCUGUCCCUGACCCCUUCAUUUGAAGAGGACUUCUGGGAAUACGUCGAUGAGAUGCCGACGCUGAUGAAGAGCAUGCCCCGCUGGAUGGUGCCCAAGGCGUAUGGCGCCCGCGACCGUGUCUUUGCAGCAGUGAAAACAUGGCAUCGCUUUGCCCGUGCGCAUUCCGACUACCGCCAGAAUAGCCCUGAAGACCCCGACUGGGAUGGGUACUGGGGUUCUUCCUGGCUCAAGGUGCGACAGCAAUUCGGCCGAGACACAGGGUGUAUGGAUGACGACGCGCUGGCAGCCGAAGACAUUGCCCUACUGGUUGCUGCCAAUGCCAAUGCCAUUCUCAGUGCCGUCUGGCUCGCUCUGCAUAUCUACAGCGACGCGGACCUAAACCAGCGCCUGCAGCCCGAGUUCGACUGGGCCAUCAUCCACGAUGCUGCACAAGAUGGUCCGCUGCAAUUCGAUCUCACUAAAUUGAUCUCCUCCCCUCUCCUGCAGUCGGUUUACUCUGAAGUUCUCCGGAUGCGCAUCGCCCUCAUUUUGAACCGGACUCCCACGCAGUCCGAUGUCCGGUUGGGACCGUGGCAGCUAGACAAAAGCCGGUUUAUUGUACUCUCAACCCAGGUUGCAGCUCACGACGAGGCGGUCUGGGGGCCAGACCGGACGCAAAAAGGCAAAUACCCUUUGAGCCAGUUCUGGGCUGAGCGGUUCCUCGUGCCGAACGAAGACAGCCAGGGGGGCGUGACCUUCUCGCAGGAUGGACUGUCCGGAGGGUUCAUCCCCUUCGGAGGUGGCCCUUUUAUGUGCCCUGGACGGCACUUUGCCAAACAGGAGAUUAUAGGAAGUAUAGCUGUGUUCAAGGCAUACUAUGACGUAGAGAUUGUGGACCGGCCGGCAGGAUGGUUGCCCUCUGCCGACAAAAAAUUCUAUGGCGUCGGUGCCAUGCCCCCCGGGGAGACCAUUCCGUUCCGCAUUCGGCGGAAGCAGAGCUGUUGACUUGUCAAUCCAUGAUGGUGAGAUAGGAGUUGGAAGGAACAAGAU